This is a messenger RNA of Botrytis deweyae, 1434 nucleotides long. RefSeq lists its product as uncharacterized. The transcript is spliced from 3 exons. Gene Ontology annotation, molecular function: identical protein binding; L-ornithine transaminase activity; pyridoxal phosphate binding. NCBI's taxonomy places the organism in Eukaryota, Fungi, Ascomycota, Leotiomycetes, Helotiales, Sclerotiniaceae. The record is from RefSeq and is a predicted model, not a curated record. The coding region runs from base 1 to 1434 and encodes 477 amino acids. Gene Ontology annotation, cellular component: cytoplasm.
AUGGCUCCCCACGCAGACACCCUGUCCACCACCAACGGUACCGGUAGCACACUCAAAGCCACCGCCCCCACCUUCUCCCCCGUAACCAGCAUCCCCGAAUCCAAAUACCAUUCCACCUCCACCGCCUCCGCCAUCCACGACGAACACGCCUACGCAGCCCACAACUACCAUCCCCUCCCCAUCGUCUUUGCCCGCGCCUCUGGAUCCUCCGUCUGGGACCCCGAAGGAAACCACUACAUCGAUUGUCUCUCUGCCUACUCCGCCGUCAAUCAAGGCCAUUGUCAUCCGGAGCUCGUGGCGGCUCUGUGUGCGCAAGCUCAACGUCUAACGCUUUCCUCAAGAGCAUUCCAUAAUGAUGUUUUCCCUAAGUGGGCGGAGAAGAUUAAGCAGGUGUUUGGUUAUGAUAUGGUUUUGCCAAUGAAUACGGGAGCUGAGGCGGUAGAGACGGCGAUCAAGAUUGCGAGGAAGUGGGCAUACAAGGUUAAGGGCGUUGAGAAGGAUAAGGCCCUCGUUUUCGCAGCGGCGGAGAACUUUCAUGGAAGAACGAUGACCGCAAUUUCCAUGUCCGUCGAUCCUGAAUCUCGCGAUAACUAUGGUCCAUAUGUUCCAGGUGUCGGUGCUGAAUGCCCAACUACCAAGAGACAAAUUAGAUUCAACAAUGUAUCUGAUCUUGAAAUUGUUCUCGAAGCCCAUGGAAAGAAUACUGCUGCCUUUAUUGUCGAACCAAUUCAAGGAGAAGCUGGUGUUGUUGUCCCAGAUGAUGAUUAUCUUGCAAAGGUUCAUGCUCUUUGCAAGAAACACAAUGUCCUCUUGAUCUGUGACGAGAUCCAAACUGGUAUUGGUAGAACUGGACGUAUGCUUUGCUCAGAAUGGUCUGGUAUUAAACCAGAUAUGGUUACACUCGGAAAGGCCAUCUCUGGUGGAAUGUACCCAGUCUCUUGCGUUUUGAGUUCAAAGGAAGUUAUGCUCACUGUUGAACCUGGUACUCACGGUUCUACAUAUGGAGGUAAUCCAUUGGGUUGUGCAGUUUCUAUUCGUGCUUUGGAAAUCAUGGAAGAAGAAAAAUUGACUGAGAGAGCUGAAAAGUUGGGUCAUGUCUUAAGAAAGGGAUUGGAAGAUUUCAACAGUCCCAUGAUUAAGUUGGUUAGAGGAAAGGGUUUGUUGAACGCUAUUGUCAUUGAUGAGUCAAAGACUGGUGGUCACAGUGCUUGGGAUUUGUGUAUGUUGAUGAAGAGCAAGGGAUUACUUGCCAAACCAACCCACGAGAACAUUAUUCGUCUUGCACCACCUCUUGUCAUCAGCGAGGAAGAUAUUCAAAAGGCUCUCGCCAUCAUCAAGGAAUCUAUUGAUGAACUACCAAACCUCAAGGGUGAGAAAGAAGAUACCGUUAUUCCUGCAGGCGAGAAGAAUGUUCACAUCCCAUUGGAAAAUUAA